AUGAGCUUGAAUGGAUGCAAUGUUUUCAUCAAGGAUGCCGAAGAAAAACAAGUUGAAGAUGCUAUGAUUCGCAAGUGGGUUUCUGAUAUCAGAGACAUUGCUUAUGAUACUGAGGAUGUCUUGGAUAAUUUCAUGCUCAAAAUCGAUCACGGAAAGACUCCGAGCAAGAUGAAAGAUCUGUAUGGCAUAGGCAAGGAGAUUGAAUCAGUUCAGAAAGGAUCAUCGAUCUAUCUCGUAAACGGGAAUUGUAUCGCCUUGAGGAUAUUGGUAAUAGGAGGGAAGGAAAGAGCAAUAAUCUUGAGAGGAGUUAUAAUCACUACUCGCAUCAAAGAAGUAGCUGAGCGUUCGGAUGAGAGAAAUCAUGUUCAAAAACUUCGUUUUCUUAGGCCUGAUGAGUCUUGGAACUUAUUCUGUGAGAAAUCUUUUCGAAAAUCAAAUGCAAACGAAGAAUUGGAAAAGCUGGGAAGAGAAAUGGUUGAAAAAUGCGGCGGUCUGCCACUUGCAUAA
Molecule: messenger RNA, 507 nt
Organism: Pistacia vera
Lineage: Eukaryota; Viridiplantae; Streptophyta; Magnoliopsida; Sapindales; Anacardiaceae
Product: putative disease resistance RPP13-like protein 3
Exons: 3
Coding region: 1-507 (168 amino acids)
Biological process (GO): defense response to other organism
Molecular function (GO): ADP binding
Source: RefSeq, a predicted model, not a curated record